ACCCGGCGGGAGGAGGAGGAGCGGGAAACCGCGCUGGCAGAGCCCUGCCCCAGGGAAGCCACGUUGAUGUUUGUCGAUGCAGCAGUGCCACCCCGCGUGGUGAUGACCUUCCAGCGCCUGGUAUGUGCACUGGCCUCCCGCCAGCUGGCUCCCAUAAGACAUGGAGGAAGCCGCCCUCUGCACGUAGCCCAUGCAGCUCGCUCUGACAAGAGCGCCCCAGUGUUCACCCGCGCCCUGGCCUUUGGAGAAAGAGUUGCCCUCGUUGACCAGCAUGGCGUCCACACGUACAAGGACCUUUACUGCCGCAGCCUCCGCCUGUCCCAGGAGAUCUGCCGGCUCCUUGAGUGUGCCGGCCAGGACCUGCAGGAGGAGAGGAUCUCUUUCAUGUGCUCCAAUGACGUCUCCUACGUGGUUGCACAGUGGGCCUCAUGGAUGAGCGGCGGCAUUGCCGUCCCUCUCUUCAGGAAGCACCCCCAGGCCGACCUGGAGUACUUCAUCCAGGACUCCCGGAGCUCUGUGGUCCUGGCUGGCCAGGAGUACGUGGAGCUCCUGAGUCCAGUGGUCAGGAAGCUAGGGGUCCCACUCCUGCCUCUCCCACCUGCAGUCUACAAUGGGGCAGCUGAGGAGCACGGGGUGGGGGAGUUGCCGGAACGAGACUGGAGAGACCGGGGUGCCAUGAUCAUCUAUACCAGCGGGACCACGGGGAGGCCCAAGGGUGUCCUGAGCACCCAUCACAACAUCAGGGCUGUGGUGACGGGGCUGGUCCACAAGUGGGCGUGGACUAAAGACGAUGUGAUCCUUCAUGUCCUCCCCCUGCAUCAUGUCCAUGGCGUGGUCAACAAGCUGCUCUGUCCACUCUGGGUGGGAGCCACCUGUGUGAUGCUCCCGGAGUUCAGUGCCCAGCUGGUUUGGGAAAAGUUCUUAAGUUCUGAAACUCCACGGAUUAAUGUGUUUAUGGCAGUUCCUACAAUAUACACCAAAUUGAUGGAUUAUUAUGACAAGCAUUUUACCCAACCGCAUGUCCAGGAUUUCGUACGUGCCGUUUGUGAAGAAAAGAUCAGGUUGAUGGUUUCGGGAUCAGCUGCUCUGCCCCUGCCUGUACUAGAGAAGUGGAAGAACAUCACAGGCCACACUCUGCUGGAGAGGUAUGGGAUGACGGAGAUCGGCAUGGCCCUGUCCAACCCCCUGACCGUAGCAGCUCGCUUGCCAGGUUCUGUGGGGACCCCGCUGCCAGGCGUUGAGGUACGAAUUGUCUCAGAAAACCCACAGAAGGAGGGCUGCCCCUACAUCCUCCACGCGGAAGGAAACGAGAAGGACACCAGGGUGACCCCAGGAUUCAAGGAGAAGGAAGGGGAGCUCUUGGUCAGGGGACCCACUGUGUUCCGUGAAUACUGGGGCAAACCAGAAGAAACGAAGAAAGCGUUCACCUCAGAUGGCUGGUUUAAAACAGCAUGCCUCCUGGUGACCAGAACCCCUUUCCUCAGGCGACACAGCCAUGUUCAAGGACGGCAGCUACUGGAUCCGGGGGCGCACAUCAGUGGACAUCAUCAAGACGGGUGGCUACAAGGUCAGCGCCCUGGAGGUGGAGCGGCUGCUGUUGGCGCACCCCAGCAUCAAGGAUGUGGCUGUGAUCGGUGUUCCGGACAUGACGUGGGGCCAGCGGGUUACUGCAGUGGUGACACUGGAAGAGGGACACUCACUGUCCCACAGGGAGCUCAAAGAGUGGGCCAGAGGCGUCCUGGCCCCGUAUGCUGUGCCCUCGGAGCUCCUGCUGGUGGAGGAGAUCCCAAGGAACCAGAUGGGGAAGAUCAACAAGAGGGACCUGGUCAGGCAGUUCUACCCGCACAGCCAGGGAGCACCGGAGGCCAGGCACCCGUGAGCCAGCAUCCGCUCUACACCCAAACCCCCAAUUGGGUGGAGCAGAGUCCGGCCUGAUGGAGUAGAUCACAGCCAGAGGCCUCCUCUGUCCGUCCAUGUGGCCACAUCCACACCUUUGCCUGGUCAGGCCCCAGGAGGGUCCAGGUGUCACUCAGGGAUGCAGUCCCCACAGGAAAUUGAGUAAAGCUUCUCAGAGGAAAA
This is a messenger RNA of Myotis lucifugus (little brown bat), 2079 nucleotides long. RefSeq names its product acyl-CoA synthetase family member 3 (gene ACSF3). The record is from RefSeq and is a predicted model, not a curated record. Gene Ontology annotation, biological process: fatty acid metabolic process. Bases 67 to 1935 code for a protein of 622 amino acids. Gene Ontology annotation, molecular function: medium-chain fatty acid-CoA ligase activity. The transcript has 10 exons. NCBI's taxonomy places the organism in Eukaryota, Metazoa, Chordata, Mammalia, Chiroptera, Vespertilionidae.